UUUUAUCUAAGAAGCCAUAUAUAAUUAAUUACCAACCAACAUUCGUUUCCAUCAUGGCCGCUCUGUCUUAUGCAUGCAACUUACACAUUCCCCGCCAUGGCUCUAGCUCCCCACUAAGAUCUUCAAUACAUCAUUCACGACUAUAGUAGCUUGUCAUUUUAUCAACCCCUUCAACACAUCGUCUGUCAACACCAAUAUUUGGGUGGCCCGCAUGUCUGCAAGCAAUGCUCCCCAGCCAGUGAAGCUUUCACUCCCACUCGAAUACCAACAGACUCUGUUCCAGGAGCUUCGUACUGAAGAUGAGCUUGUCGUUAUCGCACGCGGCCUGGGGCUGAUGCGCCUUGUCAACAAUCUCCUCCAUUCGUAUGACGCCGGCGGAAACAAUCUUAUUGUUAUAGUCGCCGCCGAUGAACGAGAAAAUGGCUGGAUUGGUGAAGCAUUGGCCGAACAUGCCGCCAUCAGCAUGUCCCCGAAAGCGCGUGGCCUGACAGUCGUCAACACGGACUUUCAAAGCGUCGGCGCAAGGGAAAAGAUGUACUCUGGAGGCGGAAUCUUCAGCAUCACAUCCCGUAUUCUAGUGGUGGACCUUCUCACAGGUUUGCUGAAUCCUGAAUCAAUUACAGGGCUUGUUGUUCUUCAUGCCGAUCGCGUUGUCGCAACAUCCCUCGAGGCCUUCAUCUUGAGAGUUUAUCGUCAAAAGAACAAGGUUGGGUUCUUGAAAGCCUUUUCGGAUAACCCCGAUCCCUUCACCACUGGCUUCUCACCCUUGGCUACUAUGAUGAGGAACCUCUUUUUGCGUAAAGCCUCGCUCUGGCCUCGAUUCCACGUCACAGUCGCGCAAUCUCUGGAAGGAAAGAAGAAGGCCGAAGUUAUCGAACUCGAAGUCCCUAUGACAGACUCGAUGCGUGAGAUUCAAAACGCCAUAAUGGAAUGUGUUGAAGUCAGUAUUCACGAGCUCAAGAAAGGUAACAGUGGCCUGGAAAUGGACGAUUGGAACCUCGACAGCGCUCUUCUCAAGAACUUUGACAUCAUGGUUCGGAGACAGUUGGAUCCCAACUGGCACCGCGUGAGCUGGAAGACGAAACAGAUUGUGAAUGACUUGACUGUUCUCAGAACCAUGCUCAACUCUAUUCUGGCAUAUGAUGCUGUUUCGUUCCUUCAGCAUUUGGAUACCAUUCAUGCCGCUCACUCCCCUCCUCCAGGGUCGACCCGUCAAACCCAGUCACCCUGGCUCUUCCUUGAUGCUGCUCAGACCAUUUUCGACACGGCAAGACGAAGAGUAUACUCCGCUAGUGCCAAGGAUGCGGCUCGGGAAGAUAACAUCGACUCUCUAAGGCCUGUGCUUGAAGAGCUACCCAAGUGGGCUCUUUUGGCUGAGGUGCUGGAGGAAAUUGAUCGUGAUCUGUACUUUGAACCUCCAGUUCGAGACGAUUCCAACGGCACCAUCCUGAUCAUGUGCUCAAACACCGAUACCUGCAGACAGUUGCGAGACUUCUUACAAACCAUGCACGUCAAGCCCAAGACGGAGAAACGAUCAAGUGAGGACGAUGAAGAUGAAGACAAGCCCUCUGCCGCUUUCAUGAUGCGCCGGCGAUUGAGGAACUACUUGAAAUGGAAGAGACAAUUUGCUCAGGUCAGCGCCACUCUCUUUUCCGAAAACCAGAAGGCUCUGAAUGGAGCCAUGGACACUCGUCCAGGUUUCGCAGGGUCAAGAGGUGGAAAGACUCCUGCAAACAAGCGACGACGAGUGCGCGGCGGAGGAAAUGUCGGCGUAAGCAUGGGUCGUGCUGAGAAUGGCAGUAUUAUGCAGUACAUUGAGAAACCGGGAGAAGUUGCGGAUCUCAUGGCUGAGGUACAGAUCACGGAAGAAGAAGCACAGCAAAAAGAAGACGUGGUAGCAGAUCCCCUCGACAACAUGGAGGAGUACUUCAAGCUCUAUGAUAUGCAAGACCUCGUCGUCAUUCACGCAUAUGAUGGAGACCAGGACGAGCAUGUCCUUGAGGAAACGAAGCCACGAUACAUAAUUAUGUAUGAGCCAGACGCCGCCUUUAUUCGCCGAGUUGAAGUGUACCGAUCAUCUCAUAACGACAGAAACGUGAGGGUAUACUUUAUGUACUAUGGCGGCUCAGUGGAGGAGCAAAAAUACCUGUCAUCUGUUCGACGAGAAAAAGAUGCAUUUACAAAACUCAUCAAGGAGAGGGCAAGCAUGUCCCUUGUCAUGACCGUGGACCCAGCUGAGGAUCCUGAAGAGGCUUUUCUCCGUACCGUCAACACACGUAUUGCUGGUGGUGGAAGGCUUGCAGCAACAGCUGAGCCGCCACGUGUUGUGGUAGACGUGCGAGAAUUCCGUUCCUCUCUGCCAUCUCUCCUCCACGGCCGCUCUAUUGUCAUUGUACCAUGUAUGCUCACAGUUGGUGAUUACAUCCUAUCGCCAAAUAUCUGUGUAGAACGGAAAUCUAUCAGUGAUCUGAUCUCGUCGUUCAAAGAUGGCCGACUCUACAGUCAAGUCGAGACUAUGUUUCAGUACUAUAAAAGCGUGAUGCUGCUCAUCGAGUUUGACCAGAACAAGUCCUUCACUCUGGAGCCAUUUGCCGAUUUAUCUGGAAGCUUGAACAGUGUCGCUCCGACCAACAUGUCGUCCGACUUACAAUCCAAGUUAGUAUUAUUGACACUGGCAUUUCCAAAGUUGCGCAUCAUCUGGUCUUCGUCUCCGUACCAGACGGCCGAGAUCUUUGAAUCCUUAAAGACUCAGGAGGAAGAGCCUGAUCCGAUAGCCGCUGUCAGGGCUGGCUUGGAUAAGGACACAAGGGCCGAGGAGCAAGCCUUCAAUCGGGAGCCCCAGGAUAUGCUUGCCAUCGUGCCAGGCGUGACUCCACAAAACAUCAAGAAUCUGGUGCUCAAGACUGAGAGUAUUCGUGAAGUUGCCAACAUGACGGUCCAAGAACUGGCACCUUUGGUCGGCACAACGGCUGGACGACAGAUUCAUGGAUUCUUUAACCGCAACGUCAUGGAAGAGGACGACUAAUUUCAAGCCAAUGCUAAACGAUGUACAGAUACCGCAGAAUGAAUCGGCAUGUAGAAGGGAGUGAACCAAUAAACCAUAUAAGUCGACUCGGUUUCCGACCAUCACCCUCACCGCAGGGAGCAAGAAAAGAUAAGGCUUUAGAAGAUGAUACUAGAAUAAACUUAGGCAAUUUAGUCUAAGUUUAGGGGAGUCUUUAUUAAGUAUUUUCAAUGCUUAGGAUAAAGGCGUUAAUUUUUUUUUUUUGCCCGCCCCUGGCCUUGUCACCAACCGCAAUCAAAGUGUAAUAUCACCAGUGGAAUUCAAACUGUGCACUAACGGAAUGUUACAAGAUUGAAGGUUUUGCUAAAAAUCGUAAGGAUUGGGUAUCCUAAUGCUGACAGAUAAACGUCAAAGAAAUCAGAAAAGAAAUCCCAAACGGCCGUAGCAAACUCCUCCGCAAACUAACAUAGCUCUCCCGACCCCAUUAUCCUUUAUCAAAUUGGUAUCACAAACAAGUUCGUUCUGGUGUUUCAUCGUCUAAACCCUUGUCGUCCUCAUAUGAGAGCCUCCCCGGCGCUUCGCUCUGCCUCCCUUCGAACCGCAAUAGCCGCAGGUCAAGAAUCGGACCAGAAUAGCGCAGAAGCUGACCACUCCGUUGACGAUGGCGGUCAAGAUUCUACCAAUUCCACUGAUGAUAGCCAUGAUGACAUCCCCAAUUGUCUGGAGGCAUGACCGGAUCUGUUGGAGAGACUUGUUAGCGAUGUCGUUCAAGGCGAGGCUGAUAGAGUGGGGUGGAGAGAAAAAGAGCGGCGUGGGGAGGGUCACUGAAAGGAGCGAGAUGAAGGUAGAGGCCAAGUCAGAGUGGGAGAAAGGAACAAGAAAUUGGGUUUGGUGGUGGAUGGGUUGAGUUUGAUGUGUAGACCAAUAUCAUAUGUUCCUCCUGGAGAGAAUCUAGGGGGCGUGACUUACGCAAG
Molecule: messenger RNA, 3978 nt
Organism: Fusarium verticillioides 7600
Lineage: Eukaryota; Fungi; Ascomycota; Sordariomycetes; Hypocreales; Nectriaceae
Product: DNA excision repair protein ERCC-4
Exons: 2
Coding region: 212-3025 (937 amino acids)
Biological process (GO): double-strand break repair via single-strand annealing, removal of nonhomologous ends; double-strand break repair via homologous recombination; resolution of meiotic recombination intermediates
Cellular component (GO): nucleotide-excision repair factor 1 complex
Molecular function (GO): single-stranded DNA endonuclease activity; single-stranded DNA binding; damaged DNA binding
Source: RefSeq, a predicted model, not a curated record